AUGACGCCAGCGAAAGAUGUAACAACCCACCGCAAGUUGGUCACUUACGGGAAGUCGUCGCAGAAAGCCCAGCACUGGAAUGGAUUCCAAUCGUCGACAACUCCGACCCGAACGCAAGCACCAGACACCUGGCCAGAAGAACAUUUGGAAAACCCUGCUUCACUGCCCCAGAGUACAGCGACAGGAGUCAGGAAAACAACAAUUAAAGACAGGCAGGGUCAUCAACGCUAUGGCGCGCUUCAGACUCCUAAACUUGCGAAACCGUCCAGGCCGAACUCGCUACGCCGUCCAACACCCAGCUAUGGUGGGGAAGAAAAAGAUGUUUACGAUUUUGCGUUGUCCGGUGAUGAACUGGAACAUGAGGGGAAAGAGCCUUGGCGAAAACGUAGAAAGAUAGUAUCCCCUAAGGAUGAAUGGGUUUCGAACGGAUUUGAAGAGAUUAUUAUCCCGAGAGCAAAGCAUGCGACGAAGCGCCAUUCCCGCCACGAUCUCCCAAACCCCAGUGCAACCACACAGAGUACACCUACAAAAUCCCCAGGAACCGCUGGGACAACUACUAGCAAAAUCGAGGUUGUUAUUCUGACGCCAAAGAAGCUGAGGAAACACAAUGAACACUCCACCAAAGAAGGAGCGGUGGAUGAACCCAAUGUCAACCUGCCUCGUCGCUCUAAAGAUCCAACGACCGCAAAUUCACAGACAUACCAGAGUUCGCGCCAGAACCCUGGUCUGUUGUCAUUACUGCAACAGAGUCAGCGGACCUUGAAGCCUGCUGCACCAAAGCUCGCCAGGCCAGGAAAGCCAGCACAGCAGCCCCAACCGAAGGGAUCUCCGUUGCUGGGGCUCGAGCGUGCGGCCUCUUACCCAAUUACUACUGAAGUCGAGGACAAUAUUAUAGGGCACACCACACUCGUGAGUACUACUCCAUCGCGGAGAAGGAUCGUAGAUGCGUUGAGCACCACACCCCGCGGUAGAUCUGAGUCUCCAAUCGGACCUAGUGAUGUUGGCUCCCGUGCUUCAUCUGAAGUAUCUACUGAAUCAUCAGAGAAUUCUACAUUGUCUAUGUCCCAACUUCCGACUGCGUCGCACGGAAUACAAAUUAGAGACCUACCCGAUUCUCCUGUUCCGCUACCGCAGUCCCAGGGAGCCGGCCCCAAAGCUACCUAUGCUCGACAGCGGUCAUUUCUUUCUGUCGAGCACGUAACUGCAGAUCUGAUUGCGGAAACCCCGAUCCAGGCUUCCUUUGCUCAGCGGUACGGAGGUGGGGCCAGUGCUGGACGCGGCGUAUCUAACUCCGUAUCUUCAAAAACUUCUCGUCCGCUUGCAACCCGAGGUACCGGCGACGACGAUGAUGAUAGCUCCAGCGGUGUAGUCCGAAAUAUUUAUGAACUGCGUCGUGCGGGCGAGAAUGCUAGGUUUGAAGGGAUCAUCGACGCAAUUUUUGAGGACAUCGAAGACUCUAAGUCUUCAGCUUCACGUCGAUACAGUGGCAUAAUCCAGCUCUGUACAAAGCUGAUGGAUCACCAAUUCACACGCCGAUUCCUGGCUCAUGGCUUGGAGAAACGGCUUGCAAAGCGGGCCGGGGACUUGAGCGACGCCAUCUACACAUACCUAAUUGUCUGCGCCUAUGGAAUAAUUUUGUCAGCUGGUCCAUUGUCGUCUGUUGUUUUGCACACUUGCUCUACUCAAGUGUUUAAAAUUAUCCCGAAGAUGGUAACAAACACAUCUGAUAUCGUUGGCAUCUCAAAAUUUGGGCCCACAAGAACGUCGAAAGCUGUCCAAGCAUCUCUUCGGGACUUUUGUGAUCAAUUAGCUCAGAGCAAAAUCUGGCCCGACGUCAAACCGAACAAACGGUCUCCUCAGAUCCUAGCAUUGCGAUGCAUUGAGAUGGCUGUGCGCCGGGCCCGCGAGAGUGGAGAUGCCAUGGAAUAUCUAUCUAACGAUGUUCUAUCUCUACUGGUUGACCUACUUCUGCAGCAUUCGGUGCUCCCAGAGCAAAUCCAAGAUGCAAAGACGGACGAUGUCUUAAUCCUCGAGUUGACAUUCUCCGUCUUAGAAUCGUACACAGUUGCCCUGAAUUUGCUCGAACCAAGCCAGGAGAAGAUAUUGAAGAGGCUUUCCCGACUUGGGCCGCUUCUGCUACAACUAUCUCGUUACUCGGAGCCGUGUUGCAGGCAGAUCCAGUUACUAGAAAUCCGACUGAUCUUGAAUCUUACGAAUAAUAACCCUUCACUCUGCGAAGAUUUUUCAACGCCAGAGCUGAUACGCGCGCUGAUGGUGAUCGUGUUGUCAAAUUUUGGGCUGGUGUCGGAGGAUUUUGGCAGCGAUAAACGAGACUCGUUGUUAGACGCAGUUAUUUUGGCGCUUGGAACGUUGAUCAAUUUGACGGAAUGGAAUGAGACUGCACGACAGCUUAUUUUGCAAACACGAAGCGGUACGACAGCGACGACGUUCCUUGACAGGCUGUUGCAGUUGUUUAAGGAUGGAUGGGAGAAAACUUCUGAGGCGGACUCCGUUGUCCAGACACACUCCAAUGUGGCGUUUGGUUAUUUAUCUGUUCUUCUGAGCACAGUAUGCCUCAAUGAGGAGGCGCGAUUACACGUCAGGAAUUCCCUCCAGGGGAGAAACAUUGACCGGGUGCUGGCUACUGUUGAAGAGUUUCUACACUACCACCGAAAAGUUGAGAAGGAGCUCCAGGCCGGGGGAGGAGAGCAUGAAUCUGUGUCCGGCUUCACGUGCAGACUGCAAAGCAUUGUAGACCGGAUCAAGCAAGCGGAAGGGAUUUGCUGA
Molecule: messenger RNA, 2787 nt
Organism: Blastomyces dermatitidis ER-3
Lineage: Eukaryota; Fungi; Ascomycota; Eurotiomycetes; Onygenales; Ajellomycetaceae
Exons: 2
Coding region: 1-2787 (928 amino acids)
Biological process (GO): regulation of chromosome condensation
Source: RefSeq, a predicted model, not a curated record